Messenger RNA from Suillus fuscotomentosus, 1571 nucleotides. RefSeq lists its product as uncharacterized. NCBI's taxonomy places the organism in Eukaryota, Fungi, Basidiomycota, Agaricomycetes, Boletales, Suillaceae. The transcript has 4 exons. Bases 1 to 1275 code for a protein of 424 amino acids. The record is from RefSeq and is a predicted model, not a curated record.
AUGGAGACUCACUCUGGAACAACGACAGGUCCUCAUCGAUUGUCGAUGACACUUUCUGUUUCUGUAGAUGGAAGCGAGACUGCCCUCAUUGAGCAGUGCGGCGCUCACAUUGGCGAAGACACGGUUUCAUCAUCCGAGUCUGUGCCCGCCCUCCGCUUUCAAAAGAAUACUCUCGCCCAUCUCCCAGUCGAGAUUCUUGCGAAUAUAUUUAUGUACAUCGUAUCAGAGGAGGAGAGUUAUAUGGGCGUAUCCAACCCUCGCGGUGCUCCUGCGCACUGGCGCGAAACCGCCCUCGAGUGCUCGACUCUUUGGGCAUUUAUCGAUGGCGUCUCUGCUCAGUGGCUAGCCACCAUGCUGGAGAGGUCGAAGAAAGCUGCCCUGGUCGUCAUUUACAAUGAUCCCAAACCGCUACGACAAUGUGGCUUUGAGAAAAUUCUUUUACAGUUGCCUCGAAUCAAAUUUCUCCAGUUGUGUCCAUCUCCACCGGAGGCUGAUCGCAUUUUGGACUGCUUGUCAUCGCUACCCGCACCGUUGCUUCAUACAUUCAAAUUCGUGGUCUUUGGGAACGCGACAUUCGCUAAGCCCAUAUCGGACACCAUUUUUCAAGGAGAAGCACCCCGACUUCGGAGCGUCCAGCUCGUGCAAUGCUACUUCAGUUGGACAUCAUGUAUUUUCAGUGGGCUUCGCUCUCUUCAUAUAGGAUUGUCCCCUAAGCGUAGUCCUCUGUCGCAAAUCCUCUCGGCUCUGAGACGCAUGCCUGAAUUGGAGCUACUUACGCUUGAACCUCGAAGUUCCAAACACUCUGACGCGCCCUUCGAUCAAGUUGCACUCCCUCGGUUGAGAAGGGUAGAGCUGUCUAACUCUACUAUCCACAUUGCUACAUCCUUCUUUUUACAUCUAGUCCUUCCCGUUGAUAAUCAUGACGAAUCUGUUCCCGUCAUUCGGUCCCUACGUGUCAGCCUUUUGCACGACCUUUUCACACUCCGGUUCAGUACGUCAAUACCUGAGCAUCCGUGGGCCCCUCGUGACAGUCAUAUACGACUCUCCAUUGCAUUCUUACACAAUUCAUGGAUCACAAAACCAGACAUCUUAUUUGACAUUUGUCGUGUGGUCCCGCAUCGCAAAAUCCAACAUCUGGUUGCGUCAUUCCCCGGCCUCGAUACUACAGAGUUUUGGCGCACGGGGUCAGUAGACCUUCCAAAGCUCAAAAGUAUCCAUCUGGACGACACCCCUAUUCAAGGCUUGCUCCUUGCGCUCCUGGUCAGAAAUGAGUAGAGCCAUCCAGCGUAUCCCUCGCUUCGCGUUUUAGAGCUUGGGAAUAUCAAUUUAGGAUGUAAGGAACGUUUGUUUCUUGAGCAGGUUCUCACUGUGCUCCGAGCCGGCCGUAGUGUCGGCAUACACACGCUCCGACUGACGAGGUGCAGGAAUCUGAUGUGCGAUGAUGUGGCACGACUUCAGACAACGGUUUUGGUCGAUUGGGACAGGCAUGAAGAUGCGUUAACGGACACCGACGGUGGUUGUCUUUGCCGCAGCUGCAACGAUAACGAUUCUGAAUAGUAUAUGGUUUAAAC